CAUCUACCAAUAAAAAGAUGCCACGUAAUCGAACUGGCAAUAAUGGAUACAGCGGCCUCGCUGAACGCGCAUCUUUGCGGUCGCUCUCAGCAACACCUCUCUCUUCAAAAACCCUACUUUUUUUAAUUAUACUGUAUUCGACAAUUCUCAUAUUUGUCUUUAAAAUCAGGUCAAACCUCUCUCUCUGUUCGAUAUUUGUUUCCUUCACGUCUCAUUCAUUCUUAUUUUAUUCAGCUUAAUUUUGAUUGUACACUGAAAUCUGAAGGGGUUGAAUAGCGGUGAUGCUGGGCGCUUUAAGGAGAAAAGUUGCGAGCGGAGGCUCAUCAGCUUCGGUGUUGGGGAAGUCAUUGCUGGCGAAUCGGCCAGGUGUUUCAGCAUCUAGAGUUUCUUCCGAUGCUGGAAAAGAGAUGCUAUUACUUCAACUGAGAGGAAUUGUCCAUGUCCGGAACUUCUCUCGUCUUGUUCUGCCAGGCUGUUCUACUGGUUUAACAAAGACAAGGGAUGUCAUUUCUAGCAUUCAAUUGGAGGCUAUCAUGCAAAAAUCGUGCAGGCCUUUCUCUUCUGGAGAUGGGGAUCUGGUUGAUGCUGUUGUCCCCUUUAUGGGAGAAUCAAUUACUGAUGGCACUUUGGCAACAUUCUUGAAAAAACCUGGUGAUAGAGUAGCAGCUGAUGAACCAAUUGCUCAAAUAGAAACAGAUAAGGUAACAAUUGAUGUUGUCAGCCCCCACGAUGGUGUGAUACAAGAGUAUGUAGCCAAGGAAGGAGAUACUGUGGAACCAGGUACCAAGAUUGCUGUCAUUUCAAAGUCUGCUGAGGGUGUACCACCUGCUGCUCCCUCUGAAAAGAAAUCGGGAAAAGCUGCUUCCAAGCCAUCUCCUCCAGCUGAAACUGUAAGGGAGGGUAAGCCAAAAGCUAAAGUUGAAGCUUCUUCUUCUGCAGAGAAGCCUAAAGCCCCUUCUCCUCCACCUCCAAAGCGAACUGCUACUGAACCUAUACUUCCACCCAAGGAGAGGGAAAGAAGAGUUCCUAUGACAAGGCUUAGGAAACGGGUUGCCACACGAUUGAAAGACUCUCAGAAUACUUUUGCAUUGUUGACAACGUUCAAUGAAGUGGACAUGACUAAUUUGAUGAAGCUUCGCUCUGAUUAUAAGGAUGCUUUUGUUGAGAAACAUGGUGUCAAAUUGGGAUUUAUGUCAGGAUUUGUUAAAGCUGCUGUUAGUGCACUUCAGCAUCAGCCUAUUGUAAAUGCGGUAAUUGACGGGGAUGAUAUUAUUUAUAGGGAUUAUAUAGAUAUCAGCAUUGCUGUUGGUACUCCAAAGGGACUUGUUGUUCCAGUCGUCCGUGAUGCUGAUAAGAUGAAUUUUGCUGAGAUAGAAAAGACAAUCAACAGCCUUGCAAAGAAGGCUAAUGAUGGUACCAUAUCAAUCGAUGAAAUGGCUGGAGGCUCAUUUACGAUAUCCAACGGUGGUGUUUACGGAAGUCUGUUGAGUACCCCCAUUAUCAACCCUCCUCAGUCAGCUAUCUUGGGUAUGCACUCAAUAGUGUCCCGACCAAUGGUUGUUGGAGGUAACGUAGUCCCGAGACCAAUGAUGUACAUUGCCCUCACUUAUGACCAUCGGCUGAUUGAUGGAAGAGAGGCUGUCUUCUUCUUGCGUCGUAUUAAGGAUGUUGUUGAAGACCCUCGCAGGCUGCUACUUGAUGUUUGAAACGCCUAAUCAACUGUAGUGAUAUUUCAUGGUUUUCUGACACGCUUAGAAUUGGAUGUAUACGUCCUCUUUAAAUGAACAAGAAUAAAUGCCUGAAGUUUUGUAGGGUUUCAUUUGUUGAUUCACCCUUUACGAGUUUCGACAUUGCGGCCGGCCACUGUUGAACUACAUCGAGUAUUGAAAUACAGAUUUCUAGUUUCUGUAUUGCAAAUAUGUUUUUCUUUCUUUAAAUCCAGAUGUAAGGGGUACACAUAUUAGCAACUUGGGUUUAUUGUUUUAUCCGCAAAUCGACAUUUGUGACAUUAAAUAUGGAAAUCAGACAUGGACAGGCUGUUUCUUCUUAUAUUCAUGUAUGGUGGUUAUUCAAGCUUUUUCACUCUCCAACAUGAGAAUUCAGGCUUAGAUUCAUGUAUGAUUGAAGAGUCGGAGUGAACUUUUGCUUCUGAUCUUCACCGAUCACCGUCCACGCCUGGACGGUCGCUGCCGUCUAGGCAUAGUGACGAGUUAAAUUUGCAAUAAUAUUGGUAUAGGCUGAAGCACCUGGAGCAAAGGUUGUUGCUAUGACAAAGGCAAACGCGUUGCCUAAGGAAUGAAGACAGAAAAAUAAUCGUGUGGUCCUGUGGUUAGUAAUUUUCCAUUGUUGUUUUCAUGUGAAAGCGCGUCAAUUCUCCCUCUUUCAGUCUUAUAGACUGACAAAUCCUGGUUUCCUUGAAUGGCAGAACUUUGGGUUUCAAAGGGUAGAACUCAUUCGGCUGUUUGUUCAUGACCAUGCAAAAUAAAAGAAAAAAAAAUAAACUCGUGUAUUUGCUCUAAGGAGAAAGAAAUCAAGAUUUACCC
Durio zibethinus is the source of this 2543-nucleotide messenger RNA. Its product is annotated as dihydrolipoyllysine-residue succinyltransferase component of 2-oxoglutarate dehydrogenase complex 2, mitochondrial-like. NCBI's taxonomy places the organism in Eukaryota, Viridiplantae, Streptophyta, Magnoliopsida, Malvales, Malvaceae. Gene Ontology annotation, molecular function: dihydrolipoyllysine-residue succinyltransferase activity. The record is from RefSeq and is a predicted model, not a curated record. Gene Ontology annotation, biological process: tricarboxylic acid cycle. Gene Ontology annotation, cellular component: mitochondrion; oxoglutarate dehydrogenase complex.